GUCUCAGAGGAGUAUACUCGCACAAUAUAUUUGUUGGACCAAAAGGGAACGACGAAGAUUCGUGUGGAAAAUUUUUCUCACCUUGCAAAACUAUCAGAUUUGCUGUGAGCAAUAUAUCAAAAGAUGGGGACACAAUACUGAUAGAUUAUGCUGGACAACAGCCGUAUAAUGAAUGUGAAAGUUGUGCACCAUCGAAAUCGGCCAUUACUAUAGACAAAUCAUUAUCCAUUUUUGGGCACAACGGAACAGCCUUUAUUCGAUGCCGAUAUAGAUGCAUUCUUUUUGAAGUACGAGGGAAUGGCAUCCGUCGAUCACGAAUAGAGUUUGCAAAUCUCUCAUUGUCCAUGGCUCAAACGGCAGUUAAUUAUGUCACCACAUCAUCCGAUCUCGUUUUGAAGAAUUGUUGGCUGAAGAAAAAUAGAAUUGGCAUAUCUCUACGAAGUUCUCCACAUGUUUUGCUGCUCGUGGCCAACAGCGUUUUUCAAGACAAUUACGAUUGGGGCGUAUACUCGAAGAAAUGCAUCAACAUGUCAUCUGUAUUUGUGUCUUGCAACUUUCUUUCAAGUCUCGUACUACUUGAGACAAACCAAGUCCAACCAAUCUCCUGGCAAGAGUUUCGUACGUUCAUUUGGAACUGUACUUUUAGAAGCGAUAGAAAAUACCACGGACGAAGAUGCCCAACACUUCUCAGCAUGAAAACUGUUUCCAUGGCAACCAAUAUAACAGUACGUAAAUCUAUAUUUUCCAAUAGUUCCGGUUUAUGUCAUGCUUUCUCCAUAACUGAAGCCACCAAUACUCACAGAGUAACUACAUUUAUUAGCCUGGAUAAGUUACUGGUUGAAAAUAAUCGAAAUGAUAGAGCCGUUAUGUUCAUUAAUCCCUUCUACAAGCGGCCGUCUAAGUUCAAAGUAAAAAUCAUAAACAGUGUCUUCCAUAAUAAUACUGCUCGAACCGUACAUGCUGACAUAAAACGAUGGAGGUUCUACACUUUUCCGCAAAGUGUGUACAUUUUGUUCAAUAAUAACACGUUCGCAAAGAAUGGCUACUUUGUUCAUCCUCCUCCAGCUUUGUAUUCACCAGUUCUUUAUUUAAAAAGAGGGAGACAUCGGCUAUAUGGGUGCACCUUUGAGGACAACUACCCACAUGGAACUCCAAAUUCCGCGGUCGUUGUUCCAUCCAAUUCAGCAAAUAUUGUUAUUAAAGAUUGUCUGUUUUCAAAAACAAACACUACAAAAUCCCUUCAAAUUUAUGCAGCACCAAGUAGCAGAAUUGUUUUCAAAGGGAUAACCAUUUUCACGAUAAUAGCGACCCUUUCAGAUCAAGUAAUUAUGGAGCACGAAAGCAUGGGAAAUGCAGGUCAAGUUGAAAUAAGAGGCACAGUACAUAUGAUAUGCCCCUCUGGUUAUCGUUUUAAUUUUAUGAAUCACAAUCUUCAUGGCCAGAUUUUGACAUGGCUAUACUUUUAUGCUUCGUGUGUCCAAUGUCCGCGAAAGACCUACUCCAUUGAAAAAGGAAGGUUGAAAAACAAUAUUACUAAUGACAUCAGUUGUUAUAACUGCCCACGAGGUGCUGUGUGUGAGUCUGGACAACUGUAUGUAAAGAGAGGAUUCUGGGGUAAUGAAAAUAAUAAUCAUAAAGUCUAUUUUAAGUCUUGUCCAUUUGGAUACUGUUGCGAAGAAGAAACUUGUAACUCGUAUAGUUAUUGUCAUGGUAACAGAACUGGAACGUUAUGUGGUAGAUGUCCAGAAGGAACCUCAGAACCAUUAUUUAGUACAGAAUGCAGGAUAAAUGAAGAUUGUACCGCCCCUGGAUUUUGGAUUUUCUUUUCUAUUCUUUUAAUACUCUACCUUGUAUUCUUUUUAUUCCAUGAAGAAAUAACUCGGUUUUUUACGAAAAGUUUUCCAUCACGACAAAAUUCCAAUAUUAGAAAUUCCACUCAACAAUCAGGACCUCAAAAUAAUUCUUCAAGUGCUAGUGGUUAUCUCAAAAUAUUUUUCUUCUAUUACCAAAUGGUCCAUAUUAUUUUAGAAAGCAUUCCUUCUGGACACCAUGCAGGAUCCUUGUCUAAAUUUAAAAGUUCUGUUUCUCAAGUAAUUAACAUGGUCAUUGUCAAUUUUUCCUCCCAAGAUUGUCCGUUUAAAAACCUUCGUCCUACCUCAAA
Molecule: messenger RNA, 2161 nt
Organism: Paramuricea clavata
Lineage: Eukaryota; Metazoa; Cnidaria; Anthozoa; Malacalcyonacea; Plexauridae
Source: the annotation of a GenBank genome assembly